UAUGUAGCCACGAGUCACCUGCAAUACCAGUCUAUCGGCACCAAAAGAUAAGAUGGGGCAGAAGAGAUAAGUGGGUGGGGAACUUCGGGUUCCUCUCAUGGCGUCGAUGCUAAUGGGUCAAGUUCCUACCUCUAAUCCCUCAUCUCGCCCAAUUUCCAGACCCAUUUGCCGUCAGAAAGACUCACCGGAGCCUCAAAUUAGUAGAAGGGAGGUGGUGCUGAGGAGCAGCGAAAUGGCAACUUUGGCAGCCAUCUUCCACUUCAGUGGAACCAAACCUAACUAUCUCGGUGUUCAAAAGAGUCCACCAUCUCUGGCAUUGUGUCCUGUAACGAAUAAUUGCAUAUCUACUUCAGAGGAGAAGAAUGAUCUCAAGCACUAUGUCCCUCCAUGGAACUACAACCCUCAAGAUGGACGCAAGAAGAAGACAACAAGCAGAGAUGAAGCAAUGGCCGAGCUUCUUCAAGUGGUUGAAUCAAUCAAGCCUGAUAACUUCAGUGCCCAUGUAGUGGAGAAAAAAGAAGACUACGUUCGGGUCGAGUAUGAGAGCCCUAUAAUGGGGUUCGUAGAUGAUGUCGAGUUCUGGUUCCCACCAGGCAGUAGAACUGUCGUGGAAUAUCGAUCUGCAUCUCGUUUGGGGAACUUUGAUUUUGAUAUCAAUAGAAAGAGAAUAAAGGCAUUGCGAUCGGAACUCGAGAAAAAAGGAUGGGCAUCAGAGACUGACUUCUGAGAAAUACAUGUUAAAUUGGAAACAUCAAGCUCCAAGUUUUCACAACAUGAAUUCAUCAUCUUCUUCCACAUUUGAGCAGAGACUUCGCCACUCAAACAAUCCUGUCUAAUUUUUGUGACAUUGCCUUCAUUAUUUAUGUUUCCCAGUUGUUACAUGUAAGAGCCGUCUGUUCUGAACUUUGCUGCAGAAAUGCUAAUCUGGAGAUUAGUGUGCUGCAGGAAUCAGAUAAUUUCCCAAUUUCUCAUAACAUUGUUAAUUUUCCUCCUCGUCCUUUUGCAGCAAAAGAUUAUUCAGCAUCUAAAUCCUCAACUCUCAGUGACAUCACUCUUUAAAAAUGUCUCCGUAACUCUCUA
Messenger RNA from Phoenix dactylifera (date palm), 1080 nucleotides. RefSeq names its product DUF1499 family protein. NCBI's taxonomy places the organism in Eukaryota, Viridiplantae, Streptophyta, Magnoliopsida, Arecales, Arecaceae. Gene Ontology annotation, molecular function: zinc ion binding; nucleic acid binding. Gene Ontology annotation, biological process: DNA integration. The record is from RefSeq and is a predicted model, not a curated record.